AUGAGAUUGUACCUGCUCUCUUCUGCCUGCCUCCGGUGUUGUGCCUCGCGACUCACACCGUGAUUAGCUGUGCCUACCUCCGACGUCGAUCUUCGGGACUCACGUCGGAAUUGCUAAAACAUCCUUAGGGAAUAAAGUUCCUUAUCCCUAUCCUGUCUCCUGUGGUCUGCUCUUGGGUCCUAACCCUGUUCUCCCGUGACAGAACAGACUGACCAACAUGGAUCCAGCGAUCACCGGAGCAGCUACGCUGGCUGGACACGGAACGCUGCUGGCUGAACAUCGGCGGAUGUUAAUGGACAUGUCUGAAGUGCAAAGGUCCAUGUCCGCGGAGGUAUCCCAGAUCGGCCUCUUAGUGCAGGACCUGACCCGUCAGGCCAGUCAUCCGCCUGCUCCAGCACCAGCACUCCUCUCUCCAGAUCCCGCCCGGCAGAUGCGGGAGUCCCCCGUGCCGUCUCCGGAUUCCUACGACGGAACACUUGGGAGGUGUCGGGGAUUCCUAUUUCAAUGCCGGCAGGUGUUCGACCGCCAGCCCCAGACAUUUGCUUCGGACCAGUCCAAGAUUUCCUACGUGGUGGGUUUACUACGGGGUAGAGCGCUGGACUGGGCCACGAAUACGCUGGGCAUUAACCAGCCUAGUUCUGUGGAUUAUGGGACUUUUUUGGAGGAUCUACGGAGGGUCUUCGAUCACCCAGUGGAUUCGGAGGACGCGGCCCAGCGUCUUCUCCGCUUACGACAGGGCAGGACGAGUGUAACGGAACACUCCGUGGAUUUCCGCAUUCUCGCCGCCGAGUCCGGAUGGGGAGAGACUGCGCUUCGGGCCGUGUUUCUUUACGGACUGUCGGAAGCCAGCUCCAAUAAGCCCGAUUCGUUGGAGGAGCUAAUGAGACGAUCGGGCUGGAUAACCGGAUGCGGGAGAGACAACGGGAGCGGAGCUACAAGUCUCAGAAAAUAUCGCCCGUGACGUCAUCGUUCCCCAACUUCCGGUCGCGAGUCCCUGAGGCAGCCCAUCAGGGCGAGCGUUUGGGGGCUCGGUCUCCAUGGCCGCUCCCCUCUUCCACCUCGGAGGUGGAGCCUAUGCAGCUCGGCCGUGCUCAUCUCUCUUCUCAGGAGAAGGAGAGACGGCUAAGAGCAGGUGAGUGCCUGUAUUGUGGCCACCUCGGACAUUCAGUUUCCUCCUGUCCAGUUCGCCCAAACGGGGGCGCUCGCCAGUAGUGGUUGGAAUACUGGCGAGCAAACCUGAGCCCUCUUCCAACUCCCUCUCAAGACUGUUGUGUCCUGCUUCCCUCUCCUUACACUCCCGUUCUCUCGCUCUCUCUGGAGCCCCUACUGUCAUGCCAGCUGCCUGAGAUCUGCACUACCCCCUAGGGAACGCCCUCAGGGUAACCUCGUGCCUCCUUCCGACCUCACCUCCGUUCCCUCCGCCUACCACGACAUCGGGGAGGUUUUCAGCAAGUCGCAGGCUCUCUCCUUGCCGCCUCACCGUCCCUACGACUGCGCUAUUGACCUCCACACUGGCGCGUCAUUCCCUUCCAGUCGGUUGUACAACCUGUCCAGACCAAAGAAGGUCUACAUGGAGGAGUACAUAUCGCAAUCCUUGAAGGCUGGAAUAAUUCGCCCCUCCUCGUCACCACUCGGAGCUGGGUUCUUCUUUGUCGUGAAGAAGGACAAGACUCUCCGGCCCUGCAUUGACUAUCGGGAGCUGAAUAGCAUCACCACCCGGAACAAAUACCCCCUGCCACUGAUCAACUCAGCGUUUGAACCUCUGGCUGGGGCCACGAUCUUCACCAAGCUCGACCUCCGCAACGCGUACCACCUGGUGCGGAUCCGGGCGGGGGACGAGUGGAAGACGGGGUUCAACACCCCCCUCGGCCACUUCGAGUAUCUGGUCAUGCCAUUUGGACUCACUAACGCCCCUGCUGUGUUCCAGGCGUUGGUGAAUGACGUUCUCCGCGAUUUCUUGAAUCGUUUUGUGUUCGUUUACCUUGAUGACAUUCUCAUCUAUUCCGCAGAUCUUCUGGAGCACCAGCGUCAUGUGCGAAUGGUCCUCCAACGCCUACUGGAGAACAAGCUGUUUGUUAAGGCAGAGAAAUGUGAAGGUGAAGGUGAAGGUGAAGGUGUGGACAUGAAUCAGUGGGAGGACAGAGAGGAGGGAGUCCCUCCUUCUAAAACCACUCUGGAACAUGACAGCCUCAAAGAUCAGAGACCAGACUCUCCUGGACCUGGACCUGGACCCAGCUGUGUGUCCCUGAAGAGUGACCGGUCUAUGAGAAACCCUGUAACAUUCAAAGAUGGACAUCAGUCUGAUGAACUAAGACCAGACUCUCCUGGACCUGGACCUGGACCUGGACCUGGACCCAGCUGUGUGUCCCUGAAGAGUGACCGGUCUAUGAGAAACCCUGUAACAUUCAAAGAUGGACAUCAGUCUGAUGAACUAAGACCAGACUCUCCUGGACCUGGACCUGGACCCAGCUGUGUGUCCCUGAAGAGUGACCGGUCUAUGAGAAACCCUGUAACAUUCAAAGAUGGACAUCAGUCUGAUGAACUAAGACCAGACUCUCCUGGACCUGGACCUGGACCCAGCUGUGUGUCCCUGAAGAGUGACCGGUCUAUGAGAAACCCUGUAACAUUCAAAGAUGGACAUCAGUCUGAUGAACUAAGACCAGACUCUCCUGGACCUGGACCUGGACCCAGCUGUGUGUCCCUGAAGAGUGACCGGUCUAUGGAACCUCCUCUUGAUUUUAAGAGACAACACCCUCCAGAGACUCAGCCAGACUCUCCUGGACCUGGACCUGGACCUGGACCUGGACCCAGCUAUGUGUCCCUGAAGAGUGACCGGUCUAUGGACUUUCCUCUUGCUUUUAAAAGACAAUCCCCUCCAGAGACUCAACCAGACUCUCCUGGACCUGGACCCAGCUGUGUGUCCCUGAAGAGUGACCGGUCUAUGAGAACCCCUUUAAAAUUCAAAGAUGGACAUCAGUCUGAUGAACUAAGAGUUCAGCAACAGAGAUCCCAAGUGAUCCCAAGAGACCUGGACCCCAUAUUUAAGCUGCUUGAAAAGAACAUUGUCAGCUUUAUGAAGAGCGAGCUGAAGAAGAUGCAAAAGGUCCUCAGUCCAGAUUACCCAGAAGGCUCUGCGGGUCAGAAGGAAGAUGAGGAGGUGUUGGACGGUGAGGAUGAAGAGCAGAGGAGGAGCAGCAGGGAAGCAUUUCUGAAGAUCACACUAAACCUCUUGAGAAGAAUGAAGCAGGAGGAGCUGGCUGACUGUCUGCAGAGCAUGCUGGCAGUGUGCCAACAUGAACUCAAGUCUAACCUGAAGAAGAAGUUCCAGUGUGUGUUUGAGGGCAUCUCUAAAGCAGGGAACCCAACCCUCCUGAACCAGAUCUACACAGAGCUCUACAUCACAGAGGGAGGGACUGCAGAGGUCAAUAAGGAGCACGAGGUCAGACAGAUUGAAACAGCAUCCAGGAAACCACACAGACCAGAAACACCCAUCAGACAAGAAGACCUCUUCAAAGCCUCGUCUGGAGGAGAGGAACCAAUCAGAACAGUGAUGACUAAGGGAGUGGCUGGCGUUGGGAAAACAGUCCUAACACAGAAGUUCACUCUGGACUGGGCUGAAGACAAAGCCAACCAGGACAUCCAGUUCACGUUUCCAUUCACGUUCAGAGAGCUGAAUGUGCUGAAAGAGAAGAAGUUCAGCUUGGUGGAACUCGUUCAUCAUUUCUUCACUGAAACCAGAGAAGCAGCAAUCUGCAGGUUUGAAGAGUUCCCGGUUGUGUUCAUCUUUGACGGUCUGGAUGAGUGUCGACUUCCUCUGGACUUCCACAACAAUGAGGUCCUGACUGAUGUCACAGAGUCCACCUCAGUGGAUGUGCUGCUCACAAACCUCUUCAGGGGGAACAUGCUUCCCUGUGCUCGCCUCUGGAUAACCACACGACCUGCAGCAGCCAAUCAGAUCCCUCCUGACUGUGUUGGCUUGGUGACAGAGGUCAGAGGGUUCACUGACCCACAGAAGGAGGACUACUUCGGGAAGAGGUUCAGAGAUGAGGAGCAGGCCAGCAGGAUCAUCUCCCACAUCAAGACCUCCCGAAGCCUCCACAUCAUGUGCCACAUCCCAGUCUUCUGCUGGAUCACUGCUACAGUUCUGGAGGACGUGUUGAAGACCACAGAGGGAGGAGAGCUGCCCAAGACCCUGACUGAGAUGUACAUCCACUUCCUGGUGGUUCAGUCCAAAGUGAAGAAGGUCAAGUAUGAUGGAGGAGCUGAGACGGAUUCACACUGGAGUCCAGAGAGCAGGAAGAUGACCGAGUCUCUGGGAAAACUGGCUUUUGAUCAGCUGCAGAAAGGGAACCUGAUCUUCUAUGAAUCCGACCUGACAGAGUGUGGCAUCGAUAUCAGAGCAGCCUCAGUGUACUCAGGAGUGUUCACACAGAUCUUCAGAGAGGAGAGAGGACUGUACCAGGAUCAGGUGUUCUGCUUCGUCCAUCUGAGUGUUCAGGAGUUUCUGGCAGCUCUUCAUGUCCAUCUGACCUUCAUCAACUCUGGUGUCAACCUGAUGGCAGAAAAACAACCAAGACCUAAAGGCCUUGGUUGGUCUAAAGUAUUGAGACCAGAACCUAAACUAAAACAUCUCUACCAGAGUGCUGUGGACAAGGCCUUACAGAGUCCAAAUGGACACCUGGACUUGUUCCUCCGCUUUCUCCUGGGUCUUUCCCUGCAGAGCAAUCAGAUUCUCUUACGAGGUCUGCUGCCACAGACAGGAAGUAGCUCACGGACCAAUCAGGAAACAGUCCAGUACAUCAAGAAGAAGAUCAGUGAGAAUGAUUCUCCAGAGAAAAGCAUCAAUCUGUUCCACUGUCUGAAUGAACUGAACGAUGGUUCUCUGGUGGAGGAGAUCCAACAGUCCCUGAGAUCAGGACGUCUCUCCACAGAUAAACUGUCUCCUGCUCAGUGGUCAGCUCUGGUCUUCAUCUUACUGUCAUCAGGAAAAGAUCUGGAGGUGUUUGACCUGAAGAAAUACUCUGCUUCAGAGGAGGCUCUUCUGAGGCUGCUGCCGGUGGUCAAAGCCUCCAACAAAGCUGUGCUGAGUGGCUGUAAACUCUCAGAGAGAAGCUGUGGAGCUCUGUCCUCAGUCCUCAGCUCCCAGUCCUCUAGUCUGAAAGACCUGGACCUGAGUAACAACAACCUGCAGGAUUCAGGACUGAAGCUGCUGUCUGCUGGACUGGAGAGUCCACACUGUGCACUUGAACACCUCAGUCUGUCAGGGUGUCACAUCUCAGUUGAAGGCUGUUCUUCUCUGGGAUCAGCUCUGAAGUCAAACCCCUCCAGUCUGAGACAACUGGAUCUGAGAGGAAACAAGCUGCAGGAUUCAGGAGUGAAGCUGCUGAGUGGUUUUCUGGAGAGUCCACAUUGUAGUCUGGAGACUCUGAGUCUGUCAUGCUGUCAGAUCUCAGUUGAAGGCUGUUCUUCUCUGGGAUCAGCUCUGAAGUCAAACCCCUCCAGUCUGAGAGAACUGGAUCUGAGAGGAAACCAGCUGCAGGAUUCAGACUUGAAGCUGCUGAGUGGUUUUCUGGAGAGUCCACAUUGUAGACUGGAGACUCUGAGGCUGAGUGGCUGUAAACUCUCAGAGAGAAGCUGUGGAGCUCUGUCCUCAGUCCUCAGCUCCCAGUCCUCUAGUCUGAAAGACCUGGACCUGAGUAACAACAACCUGCAGGAUUCAGGACUGAAGCUGCUGUCUGCUGGACUGGAGAGUCCACACUGUGCACUUGAACACCUCAGUCUGUCACGCUGUGAGAUCUCAGAUGAAGGCUGUUCUUCUCUGGGAUCAGCUCUGAAGGCAAACCCCUCCAGUCUGACAAAACUGGAUCUGAGUGAAAACCAGCUGCAGGAUUCAGACUUGAAGCUGCUGAGUGGUUUUCUGGAGAGUCCACAUUGUAGUCUGGAGACUCUGAGUCUGUCAUGGUGUGAGAUCUCAAAUGAAGGCUGUUCUUCUCUGGGAUCAGCUCUGAAGUCAAACCCCUCCAGUCUGAGACAACUGGAUCUGAGAGGAAACAAGCUGCAGGAUUCAGGAGUGAAGCUGCUGAGUGGUUUUCUGGAGAGUCCACAUUGUAGUCUGGAGACUCUGAGUCUGUCAUGGUGUGAGAUCUCAGAUGAAGGCUGUUCUUCUCUGGGAUCAGCUCUGAAGUCAAACCCCUCCAGUCUGAGACAACUGGAUCUGAGAGGAAACAAGCUGCAGGAUUCAGGAGUGAAGCUGCUGAGUGGUUUUCUGGAGAGUCCACAUUGUAGUCUGGAGACUCUGAGUCUGUCAGGGUGUCACAUCUCAGUUGAAGGCUGUUCUUCUCUGGGAUCAGCUCUGAAGUCAAACCCCUCCAGUCUGAGACAACUGGAUCUGAGAGGAAACAAGCUGCAGGAUUCAGGAGUGAAGCUGCUGAGUGGUUUUCUGGAGAGUCCACAUUGUAGUCUGGAGACUCUGAGUCUGUCAUGCUGUCAGAUCUCAGUUGAAGGCUGUUCUUCUCUGGGAUCAGCUCUGAAGUCAAACCCCUCCAGUCUGAGAGAACUGGAUCUGAGAGGAAACCAGCUGCAGGAUUCAGACGUGAAGCUGCUGAGUGGUUUUCUGGAGAGUCCACAUUGUAGACUGGAGACUCUGAGAUUGGAAUGAUCAGCUGAGUGCUGAUGAUCCAGAGCAUCUGGAGACUGGGACUGCUCCACCACCUCCACCUGGAUUGGAUUUAGUCGACCACACAGCAGAAGACUUUCAAAAGACCAGAAGAAGAAGAAGAAGAAGAUGUCCAGGACACAACAACAUGUGUCCAGUCAGUGUGCAUUUUAUUUUGAAGGUCAUUUCCAGGAAGUCCCUGUUUUAACGUUGGUGAAUUGAAGCUGACUAACCUGCAGUGUGUGUACCUUUAAGAUCCAACACAUGUUGUUAUUUUCUGCAGAAAUAUUAAUCAAAUAUUAAUUUACAAUAAUAUAUAUAUAAUAUUUUAGCAAUUAUGAGAAAAAUUAAAAGAGAGUCAAAUAAACACUUUUUUAUGAAUAAUUCUAAAUCCUAAUGGCAAUAUUAUACUUUUUUAUUUGUAAUAAUUAUAAUAUCUAUAUUAUAUUAUUAAUUAAUAUGAAUUAAUUGAUUCAUUAUAAGAAGAAAAUAAAAGCCAGACAGCGAUGGGGAGGUUAUGAUCCUUAUUUUAAAAUGAAUAAUAAUAACACAUUUUAACCUCACUGCACAAAGUUAUACUUUAAACUCUAAAAUGUUGUAGGUUCAAUCCAUUAAAAGUACUUUAGCAUCAUGAUUUGAUCACAUGAUGAAAGAAGAGCUGUUGUUAAAGUUACACAUCAAAUACUCUGUUAGUUAAUGAUGAUGAUAAUACUAAUAAUGUAUAAUUAGUAAAUCAUUCAGUCUGUGUUCACCUGCUGAAGUUAUUUACAUUUGAUCUUCAUUUAAAGGUAUUUAAUCAGUUUAAAUGUUUCAUUCAUUUCUUUUAUUUAAUUGGGGAAUCAGCAGCUGGUUGGUGAACGUGUGAAUGCAGAAGGGAAUUCUGGGUGUGAUGAACGAGUGAAAACACAUUCAUUAUCAUUGACUUUUGUUCUGUGCAGAUAUUCAUGUUCCCCAGAGGAUGAACCCCACUAUUGUUGGUGAUCCUCUUACUUUCCCUUUAAUUCUAAGGUCUCCAUCAAAAUAUCUCAACAAAUAUUGGAUAAAUUGUCUUAAAGUUUUGUCCCGAAAUUCAUGUUCCCCAGAGGAUGAACCCCACUACUAUUAGUGAUCGUCUUUCCUCUAGUGCUACUAUAACGUUAACAUUUUAGAUAUCAAAGUAUUGAUUGUGGUGCCAUAAAGUUGUGUACAGACAUUCAUGUUCCCCAGAGGGUGAACCCCAAUCAUUAUGGUCAUCUUUUGUCCUUUCAAUAGUGCUACCAUCAUGUUAACUUUUUAGGUAUCUAUCAAAAUAUUGCAAGACAGAUAUUCAUGUUCCCCAGAGGAUGAAUCCCACUAAUGCUGGUGAUCCUCUGACUUUCCCUCUCGUGCUACCAAGACGUCAAAUGUUUAGGCCAAAGUUCCUCAGGGGAUGAAUUCCUUGAUGUUGGAGAUCCACUGCAGGUCAAAGGUUUCAUGUUCUGCAUGCGUUGGCAGAUCAUUUGGUACAGAUAUUCAUGUUCCCCAGAUGAUCUUCAGACUUUUCCUUUUGGGCCGGAAUGACGUUAACGCUUUAUUUUUAUUUUUUAAAGGAUGAAUAAGAAAAUUAUUAAUAAAAAACAACAAAGUUCA
Messenger RNA from Cyclopterus lumpus (lumpfish), 8263 nucleotides. RefSeq names its product NACHT, LRR and PYD domains-containing protein 12-like. The record is from RefSeq and is a predicted model, not a curated record. Lineage: Eukaryota; Metazoa; Chordata; Actinopteri; Perciformes; Cyclopteridae. Gene Ontology annotation, molecular function: protein binding.